Messenger RNA from Cydia strobilella, 1927 nucleotides. RefSeq lists its product as uncharacterized. The coding region runs from base 41 to 1873 and encodes 610 amino acids. The transcript is spliced from 11 exons. The record is from RefSeq and is a predicted model, not a curated record. Lineage: Eukaryota; Metazoa; Arthropoda; Insecta; Lepidoptera; Tortricidae.
UACGUUUCUUUCAAAUUUUACACAAGUUUUUUUCAAUAAAAUGAAUAAUUAUAAACAUUUUAUUGCUGGCGUGAGUAAUGUCGUGUUAGGAGUCGUUCGUGUAAUAACCGACAACGAUGACGGUAUAAAGCCUCAAGUAGCCAGCUUUGUAAAACUUAUCGACGCCGUGAAAUACGAGGAUGGAUAUUAUCACACUUAUUAUGAUGAAAUGAAGGCAGUUGUGAAGAGUUUCAUCGUUUAUUGGAGAGAAACUAUGGAUUUAGCUGUUAAACGAGCUGAUUAUCUUUGUCACAAAGCCGAAGAAACCGUAGAUAAGGAGCUUAUGGUAUUGCACGUUGUUAAUACUAUAUGUUUAUGGAAGGACUAUGAAAAAAUUUUUUUGGAGGAAUUCUUGCCAAUAGAGUCCGAACCGCAACAAAAGAUACACGACGAUCUAACCUCAAAGUUCCGCGAGCACAUGAGCCAGCUCCACGAGAUAAAGCUGCGCGUGGAGAAGAUGGACCGCAAGGAGCAAGUCUUGGGGUUCGCGAAAGAGCAGUACGCCAAGUCUGUGGAGUCGAAGGACAAGGUGUUCCUGUACGCUCAUGAGUACUUGUCGAUGUUGCUGGCGGAUCAUCUCCCAGAAAUCAGAGGCAGUUUGAAGGAGAUCCUGAACCAGACGCGGAACAACCUGAAGCAGCUUGAGAACGAGCGCGAAAGCAAUGUCUCUGAACUCCUGAAUAAACUCUACGACAAGAACAAGGAACAGCUGAUGGUCACGCGUCGGAAGUGUUAUGGUUCCCAUUGCCUUUUAGUUGAGCUCGGUAACGACAUCGAGAAGAUUCGCGCCGAGGUCCUCAACUCCGGAAACCACGACACCAUAUGGAAGAUUACGGAGAAGCUGGAGUUGUUUGAGAAACGCUACGCGGAGUUUGAGCGCGUCGCCGACAACCUGAACACGCUGAAGACGGAGCUGGAGAGAGCGUACAGGGAAGAGAGCAUCUUUGAGUCUAGGAUGACGACAGAGUUGCCAGGCUCCAAAAACUGGUGCUGGCAGCAGAUGGGCGCAAAUUUUACUAAACGGAAGGAGGAGUUAAAGCAACUCCUGAUUAAGGCCGCUAAAGCUUUGACUACGUUCUUCAUUGUAAGAAGUGCAACUGAAGAAAGAAUGAUAUAUAAUAACGAAAUAGGACCAUAUUCUAUAGACGUAUAUGGACACAUGGUCUACCAUUUUGAUCACGGGCUAAAUAAAUAUCACUUGGAUUGCAAGGGGAACUAUAGAAAGCCUUACGUCAAGCCCGUAGCGUAUUGUGACGAAAUUGGCCGCUAUAUCCUCAGAAAUGACGAGAAGAUUUACCAAAAAGACGACUGCGCCAGUCUUUACAAGCUCGGCGAUGAUACGCUCCUCAAAAAGGUUUCGCGCGACUGCGGCCACUCUGAGAGCACCAAAGCUGAGUGCGCGAUGGGCAUCCAGGAUCAGACUGACGGCGUGAUACUGCCCGACGCACAACCUGUAGAUAUCAAACGGACGUUGAACGGCGAAGUGGUGAAAUACCUAUGGGACUCGUUGGGGUCCAUCCUGCCAGACGCGCUUUAUGAUGUGUGCCAUCAACAGCCCAAGAACCCUAUACACUAUCUGGCCCACAGUCUGCUUAAGCACAAGUACAGCAGAACUUCUGCAGAAUUACUUCAGAAGAAAAAGGAAUCCGAAUCGUAUCACGCCAAUAUACUCAAGGAGAGGGAAGAAAAAGCGAUAAAAGAGAGCGUAGCAUGGAAGGCGGUUCAGGUGACGCGCCGCAAGCCCGAAGAGUCAGACGAUUCGUACAACCAAGCCGUGCACGAUAUCUACGUCGCCACCGACAAGUUCAUCAUGUCGCUCGAUUAUUAUAACUAACUCCAGCGGUCGGCAAACCGCAGCUCUUUGGACCUGCAAUUGUGGCUCUUUACU